Molecule: messenger RNA, 2765 nt
Organism: Neltuma alba
Lineage: Eukaryota; Viridiplantae; Streptophyta; Magnoliopsida; Fabales; Fabaceae
Product: root phototropism protein 3-like
Exons: 5
Coding region: 558-2549 (663 amino acids)
Molecular function (GO): protein binding
Source: RefSeq, a predicted model, not a curated record
UACAAAAAUGUAAGCAUAACAUAUGCUUUAUACUAUAUAUACCCACACACACAGAUAUAAUUUCUGGUCUAUUAUUAGUUUUCCAAAGUGGAUUAUGGUCAAACAGUGAGUUAUUCUGCUCAUAAUGAAGUGGCAAGCUCGUAAUUAUGGGAUUAAGAUGUUACGAACUCCAACCUGCCCUGGCCAUGGAAAAGUGUCUUUCAUGCUUUUAUCGUCAACAGAGGAAUGUUUUGGGAUUGCAAUAAAUUCUCUCAAUAGCAUAUCUUCAAGAGAAUUUAGACAAUGGAGACAUUAAUGUAUGUAUCUAUGGCCGCUCCUCUCAGAGCACCCUGAAACUUCUUGUCCUUCCUUCUUCUUCCUUCCAUUAUCAUCUGAGAAAAAACAGUAAUCCCCACACCACUCUGUCCAGUGUGCCCAUUUCUGAACAGCCUGUAAGAAGGAUUUCUUCAAACUUCUUCCAGAAACCGACAAGUAUUCUGACCAUUAUUCCAUUCCCGACCAUCAUUCCAUCUCCGAAGUCCGAACACGUUUAUUCCGCCCGGAUUGUGGUUUCCAGCAUGUGGGAAUCUGACAACGAAUCUGUAGCAGGAAGGGGCUAUGCAGGUGGGCUUCUGACUCCAACCAAGCAAGGUGUUAAGACAGAAGGGUUCGAACAAAGAGGCCAAUCUUGGUAUGUUGCAACGGAUAUUCCAAGUGAUCUUCUUGUUCAAAUUGGAGGAGCUAACUUCCACUUACACAAGUAUCCUCUUCUUUCUCGAAGUGGAAAGCUAAACAGGAUCAUAUACGAGUCACGCGACCCAGAUUUGAACAAGAUAGCUAUGGAUGAUUUACCUGGUGGGGCUGAGGCCUUUGAGCAAGCUGCAAAGUUCUGCUACGGAAUUGCAGUGGAUUUAACGGCAGGCAACAUCUCAGGCCUAAGAUGUGCUGCAGAAUACCUUGAGAUGACGGAAGAUCUAGAAGAAGGCAAUCUCAUAUUCAAAACCGAGGCAUUUCUAAGCUAUGUGGUCCUAUCGUCAUGGAGAGACUCCAUAGUAGUAUUGAAGAGCUGUGAGAAGCUGUCACCAUGGGCAGAGAACCUUCAGAUUGUUAGAAGAUGCAGUGAGUCCAUAGCCUGGAAAGCUUGUGCCAAUCCAAAAGGGAUAAAGUGGUCCUACACUGGUAGACCCCCAAAAGUUUCAAGCGACAAAAAGGAAUCAUCAAGCCCCGGUAGGAACCAGCAGGUUCCUCCAGAUUGGUGGUUUGAGGAUGCUUCAAUCCUUCGAAUCGAUCAUUUUGUUCGAGUCAUGACUGCAAUAAAAGUAAAAGGAAUGAGAUAUGAACUCAUCGGAGCAUCAAUAAUGCAUUAUGCAACUAAGUGGCUUCCAGGACUAAUAAAUGACACAGCAAACUUUGGAGAUGAAGCAAGUAGUAAUAGUAACAGUAAUAGCAGCAGCAGUAACAGUGGAGGUAGCUGGAAAGGUGGGCUUCAUAUGGUUGUGACUGGAAAAAGGGAUGAAACUUCAAGCCUUCAAGCUAAAGAUCAAAGAAUGAUCAUAGAGAGUCUUAUAAGCAUAAUCCCACCACAGAAGGAUAGUGUCUCUUGCAGCUUCCUUCUUAGGCUUCUGAGAAUGGCAAACAUGCUGAAAGUUGCGCCUGCAUUAGUCACUGAAUUAGAGAAAAGGGUGGGAAUGCAACUUGAACAAGCUACACCGGCUGAUCUAUUGAUUCCUUCUUAUGACCAAAGUGAGACCAUUUAUGAUGUAGAUCUGAUUCAGAGGCUGCUUGAGCAUUUUCUGGUUCAAGAACAGACUGAGAACUCAAGUCCUGGCAGAGUGGGAGGGAGUAAUUUAACUGCCAAGACCAGAGUGGCUAGGCUUGUUGAUAGUUAUCUUACCGAAGUGUCCAGAGACAGAAACCUUUCCCUCACAAAGUUUCAGGUCCUGGCUGAAGCGUUGCCUGAAUCAGCUAGGACCUGUGAUGAUGGACUCUACAGAGCCAUUGACUCUUAUCUAAAGGCACAUCCUACACUUUCUGAGCACGAAAGGAAGCGGCUUUGCCGGGUAAUGGAUUGUCAGAAACUCUCCAUUGAUGCCUGCAUGCAUGCUGCUCAGAACGAAAGGCUUCCACUAAGAGUUGUGGUGCAAGUUCUCUUCUCUGAACAAGUCAAAAUAAGCAAUGCAAUAGCCAGCAGUUCUCUGAAAGAAGGUGGUGCAGAGUCUAAAUACCAACCAAUGAUCUCAAACAGAAAGACGCUUCUAGAAGCUACACCACAGUCAUUCCAAGAAGGAUGGACAGCUGCUAAGAAAGACAUAAACACACUCAAGUUUGAGCUUGAGAGUGUGAAAGCCAAGUACUUGGAGCUGCAAAAUGAUAUGGAGAAUCUGCAGAAACAGUUCGAGAAGGUGCUGAAGCAGAAGCAGGCAUCAGCUUGGAGCACUGGGUGGAAGAAACUAAGCAAACUUACCAAAAUGACAAACAUGGAGAAUCAUGAUAUUGCUCCUCAGAUUCCUCCUCCUACUGCAGAACAGAACAGGAAGCCACCAAGAAGGUGGAGAAAUUCAAUUUCCUGAAACACGGAAGAUUCUGAAACAUGUGUUCUUUUCAUUCAGUUUUUUGGCUUCUUGGAGAGUAAUUUACGGGGGUUUCUUUGUUUCGCUUUCCAUUUCUGAAAGCAAUUGCUGAAAAGCUCUAGCUAAAUUGAAUUUGUCUCCAAGAGAGAAUCAUAAUUUUCAUGUGCGAGUUCCCCUAGCACUUCAAUCCAUAAUAAAAUUAAUCAUUUUUGUUCA